ACACACGUAUUCAUUUUUUAAACUCAAAAUUCGAAAAUUUGUGCAUUUUUAUAACGUGUGACAAUAAAAAAAAAUAUAUAAAAAUAUUAGUGAACGCUAUUUAUCCGUCUUUAGUACCGCCCAAUAGCUGUGACGUAAUCCCAAAGCAACAAACAUGGCGGCGCUCUUCAUCAGCGUGAGUCGGGAGCUGAUGAUCAUUACUGAACGGAGGUCAUUACUACUGAGGGGCUGUAACAGUGUAGUUGUAAAUACGAGGAGAUUUAUCCGAGGUCUCAGACGGAGACCUGUAGCAGUGCUUUAUCCCGGUGAUGAACGUGAGACUGUCAUUAAACCAGCUGACCAAAGCAAGCAGCCCAAACAUGACCCUGAGACACAGAGGAAACAUCCUCACAAGGCAGAUGAACGCAGGUCUAAAGAGAAAUCCUCGGAGUCAGGGCAGACUGGGGUGGGCAGGUCUGGUGGAAAUCUGCCCAGUGUGAGAGAGCAGCUGGGCGGCCUGCGCUUCGACAAAGCUCUCCCUGGAGACAAGAGACUCGCGAAGAUGGUGAGCAUCGCCCGCUCCAGGGCAUUUCGAGAGAAGGAGGGCAAAGUGCUGCUGGAGGGAAAGCGUCUGAUCUGCGACGCCAUGGCUGCUGGAGCGUCUCCUCAGGUGCUGUUUUUCAGCAGGGUGGAGCGCCUGCGAGAGCUUCCUCUGGACAAACUGGGCCAGGCGUCUCUGGUCAAGGUCAAAUUUGAGGACAUCAAAAUCUGGUCUGAUCUGGUCACCCCACAGGGGCUUAUCGCCAUAUUCUCAAAGCCAGAUGAAUCUCGGCUCACAUUCCCCAAAGAUCUUCGUCUCCAGUCCGUCCCCUUGUUCCUGAUCUGUGAUAAUGUGCGAGACCCAGGGAGCCUGGGCACCAUCCUGCGCUGUGCCGCUGCAGCCGGCUGCGAUCGUGUCCUCCUCACUCAAGGCUGUGUGGAUCCAUGGGAGCCAAAGGUUCUGCGUGCCGCAAUGGGGGCCCAUUUCCGUCUCCCCAUGUUGUCUGGUUUGACCUGGGACACCAUUUCAGAGCACUUACCGAAGCCAGUGACUGUCCAUGUUGCAGAUGAUGCAAGCACAAGGAGCAGUGACACAGAGGUUCAAAAGCCAGGAAAGAUGUGCAAUAAUGCUGUCUUGGAGGAGUACACUGAGUCAGACUCUGAUGAAUCUGAUGAUGAACUGUCUCUUCCACGCAUAGAGCAGAAGGUGUAUCAUGAGAACUGGGCACAGAGAAAAACCGCUCUAGUGAUUAGUGGUGAGACACAUGGACUGAGCUCGGAGGCUCUCCAGCUGGCUGAGGAAACAAAUGGUUAUGAACUCUUUGUUCCUAUAGCUCCAGGAGUCGAGUGUCUGAAUUCAGCCAUGAUGGCUAGUAUCCUGCUAUUUGAAGGGCGGAGACAGUUGAUGAAAUUUACACAGAAAGCAAGAAGAAAAAAAUCCAUCAUCGAUUGAUCAGUAAUUCUCUAAUACAGCUCUAAUGUUAAACAGGUCAUUGGAAUUAAAAGUUAUUUCUGACAUUUC
This is a messenger RNA of Pangasianodon hypophthalmus (striped catfish), 1540 nucleotides long. It is a transcript of the gene mrm3a, whose product is annotated as mitochondrial rRNA methyltransferase 3a. The record is from RefSeq and is a predicted model, not a curated record. Gene Ontology annotation, biological process: RNA processing. Gene Ontology annotation, molecular function: RNA methyltransferase activity; RNA binding. The transcript is spliced from 4 exons. Lineage: Eukaryota; Metazoa; Chordata; Actinopteri; Siluriformes; Pangasiidae. Bases 155 to 1471 code for a protein of 438 amino acids.